CGUUCGAGCGGAUAAGUCUUCACCCGCCCUUAGGUGGUCUCUCGCAACACAGUGCUGCAAGAUGUGUUUCCGUGUUGGAGUUCUCUCGCUGCUUUUACACGCCCUGUUCUGGACAGCGUUAUACGCCGAGGAUGGCCUCGAUUAUGAAGACCCCUUCGAAGACGACUCUGCCCAGUGCCAGAUAACCGUGACUCCGGACAUGAUGCUAUCCCUAGCCAACACACUCCAAACCGAGAUUAGCUGUGACGAGGAUCUGUGGGGCAACUUUCUUCUCCAGUACCAUCUAGCGCAAGAAAACCUAACCGACUGUAUGGAGCGAUCCGGCACCGUCGAUGACUCCUUCAACGUGUUCUGUCAGCAGCUGGUGGACGAUGUACAGCGCCAGCUGGACCAGGAGCAUCGAGCGCACAGUGCCGAGCUGGAGCGAAAGCUGCACCUCGCCCAACAGGAAGCCCAAAAGCAUCACGACGAGAAGGAAGUGUUGGGCAGAAAGUUGGACCGUUUGCAAAGAGAACGUGCCGAGCUGGUGCUGGACCUGCUGCUCGCCAACAUUGCGAUCGGCGAUAUCAAGCAGGCGAUCGUCUACUACCGUCAGUAUCCCGCCCAACCCAACCCGAACAAGCUGUACGAACAGAUCGUGCGGUCCGUGUAUCGGGUGACCAUGUACCAAGACCAGCGACUGCUCCACCUGAUCAGCUUUGUCCGGAGUGUUGACAGUACCGUGGAAAAGCUCGCCCUUUACCGGCUCAUACUGGCAGAGAUACAGAAGCGUACGAAUCAGCGCAACACAUACAUUGCGGCCGUGUUUGCACUGAACGUGAAAGCGGACCGGAACGUGUACGCUACCGAGCCGAAGCUUUACACCGACGCGAUGGUACCGCUCGAGACGCUCUGGAAGGAUCAGCUCGCGAACGGCAACUACAAAGCGGUCAUUGAGUUUGCCACCCGUCAGCCGAAGUAUUACGCGGAGAUGCAAACAACCCUUGCGACGGUGGACAAAGCCAAAUGGGCUGGCCUGAAGUUUGACAAAUUUGUACCGUACCUGAACUCCCUUCCACAGCCAGCGCAGCGUGUGGCCGCACUACGCCAAGUCUUGGACCAGAUCCGGGAACACAGCAAACAGAACCCCCAGAAGCAUCUGGUGCUGACGGCAAAGGAGCUAGACAUAUGUGAGGUGUUCAUGACCAAGGUUAAGGCGGACCAGAACGCGAAGCGCUCGCUCGAAGAACUGAAGAGUCAGUUUGUGAAGUUUAAGUCCGGCAAGGACUACAAAUACUACCUGAACGAGUCGCGCAAAGCCAAGGGAUAGAGCGUGAACCAGCCCGGUGAACAGAUAUUUCGGAGCAAGAUUUAUUUACACUUUAAUGAAGCACUAUUAACUAGCCGUAGUGUAGCGUGAAAUGUAGCACCAAUGAAUAAAAAAUACACCUGAUGUAUCGAGA
This is a messenger RNA of Anopheles stephensi (Asian malaria mosquito), 1442 nucleotides long. RefSeq lists its product as uncharacterized. NCBI's taxonomy places the organism in Eukaryota, Metazoa, Arthropoda, Insecta, Diptera, Culicidae. The record is from RefSeq and is a predicted model, not a curated record. The transcript has a single exon. The coding region runs from base 62 to 1309 and encodes 415 amino acids.